This is a messenger RNA of Drosophila ananassae, 1425 nucleotides long. RefSeq names its product ras-related protein Rac2 (gene Rac2). The transcript has a single exon. Gene Ontology annotation, cellular component: plasma membrane; cell projection; cell cortex. Gene Ontology annotation, biological process: motor neuron axon guidance; establishment or maintenance of cell polarity; actin filament organization. Gene Ontology annotation, molecular function: GTPase activity; GTP binding; protein kinase binding. The record is from RefSeq and is a predicted model, not a curated record. Bases 552 to 1130 code for a protein of 192 amino acids. Lineage: Eukaryota; Metazoa; Arthropoda; Insecta; Diptera; Drosophilidae.
ACUGCCAACGGCAGCAGAUAUUUCCUUCACUAGUCGCGAAGAUUUCACAGCGUUUGGGCGUGAGUUUCGUAUCUGCUCUGGCAAUCUGCAACAAUCUUUAAAUGCGGGCUCAAUUAAUUUGUAAAAAAUAAUAGAACUGGAGAAACGCGUUGCACAGUUCUGACCCAAAAGCCACAAAAUCAAGUCAAAAGAACUCUUCAAAACAAAAAACUAAACUCCAACUGCAAUUUCCAUUGCUCUCUGUGUAGGUGCGAAUAUCUUUGUAUCUCUGUGUGUGUAUUGGUGCGUGAGCAAAUUAUUGUAUAAUCGCCAAAAACAAAAUUUAAGAAAAAUAAAAAUAAAAGUCUUGAGACGCCAACGCCAACGCCAUUGCCACUACCACUGCCACUGCCCAUAAAAAGCAAGAACAACAAAAUUAAAAACAAUUUCGGAGAAUAAAUGUAAAACAUCUGGAACUACUGGACUAAUUGCAAUAAAAUCUAAACACACCUGCGGAUAUAUCGAAAAUAUCUAAAUACCUUGAGGUCCGUAACAAACUACACAUAACAGCCAUGCAAGCCAUCAAGUGUGUGGUCGUCGGAGACGGAGCGGUGGGUAAGACCUGCCUGCUGAUCAGUUACACGACCAACGCCUUUCCCGGAGAGUACAUACCCACUGUGUUCGAUAACUACUCGGCCAACGUGAUGGUGGAUGCCAAGCCCAUCAAUCUGGGCCUCUGGGAUACCGCCGGCCAGGAGGACUACGACAGGCUGCGACCUCUCUCCUAUCCCCAGACGGAUGUCUUCCUCAUCUGCUUCUCGCUGGUGAAUCCGGCCUCCUUCGAGAACGUCCGGGCCAAGUGGUUCCCCGAGGUGCGUCACCACUGUCCCAGUGUCCCGAUCAUCCUGGUCGGCACUAAGUUGGAUCUGCGCGACGACAAGGCCACGAUCGAGAAGCUGAAGGACAAGAAGCUCACCCCCAUCACCUAUCCCCAGGGACUGGCGAUGGCCAAGGAGAUCGCCGCCGUCAAGUAUCUGGAGUGCUCGGCGCUGACCCAGAAGGGCCUCAAGACGGUGUUCGAUGAGGCCAUCAGAUCGGUAUUGUGUCCGGUGGUCCGCAGCCCCCGGAGGCACAAGUGCACUUUGCUCUAAGACCUGACCUCUGACCCGAAAGCCGAAAGCCAAGCAAGAAGAUCAUUUAACGCUGGAGAACAAAGCGCAAAAAUGUCGAUUCUGUGCGAAAAAAUUUCAUAUUCAUUCGCUUUGUUGGACUUACAGUUAUGAUUAGUGUGAGCGGGAGAGUGUGUGUGUGUGCGUAAGUGUAUGAGUGUGUGAGUGUUUGAGUGACUGGGUGUGUGUGUGAGUGGGGGUAUGAGUGUGAAUGAGGGAGCGUAUUUUUGUUUUUAUUGUCAGCUUUAUGUGGGGGAGCAGCUUACAGCAGCAGCAG